UUUUGGAGCUACCUACCUAAAAAAUGUAAAUAUUUUCUAAACAAACGAGAUCACGCUAUGGUAACGAAAUUUGGAAUACUACCAUAUCAGGUGCCAGUGACCGAACUAACAGAAACAGCUUCAGUACUUAUCAGGAUAAUGAAGAACUUGGCAUACUGUCUAUUCCUCUUUGCCUUCUUGCUUGCUCGGGGUAGUGGAGAAGAUGCACCUUGCGGAAGUUGUCCGAAUCUGCUAACGAUGAGAGGAUCAGCGAAGAUUGUGUCCAGCUUUCGGGAACUUUGUCUCAAGCCAAACGGUUUGGAGGAAUUGAAGGAAUGCUUGUGCGGAGACAUCGACCUAACUUGCAUUGGUGACGUUUUUAAUAAGUGUCAACUGCUCGACGGUCCAAUUCUUCCUGGUUCAUUGAUUCGCUUUAAUUUUAACUGUCUAAAUGCCACUGAGUUGCAUCAUCUCAGGUAUUGCAUAUGUAUCAUGUCAGCUGAAAGUUGUCAAUCGCAUUUCCUAAAAUGCGCUCAGGAAGGUGUACCAAUUUUGUUUUUAUAAAUUUAAGUAA
Messenger RNA from Photinus pyralis (common eastern firefly), 553 nucleotides. RefSeq lists its product as uncharacterized. Bases 58 to 543 code for a protein of 161 amino acids. The record is from RefSeq and is a predicted model, not a curated record. NCBI's taxonomy places the organism in Eukaryota, Metazoa, Arthropoda, Insecta, Coleoptera, Lampyridae. The transcript is spliced from 2 exons.